UCAGAGUUUGGGCGCCUGGAGCCCAGUCCCCAAGCCCGCCAGCACCGGCUAUAAUUAGUUGGGUGGGGCCGUUGACCCGGUUGCGGGGCAAGUUCCCUCUGCCAUACGGUCCGAAGCUAAGAAGGUUCAAGUGAGAGGCAGGAGGAACGCUGGUUUCUCGGGAGGCAAAACAGCGAAACCGACCAUGAGCGUCUCGGACUCCGCACAUCAUCCCUCCGACCCCGGGAGUGUCUCUCUUCCUGCCCAGAAGGACUUCCUCGGCCUCCCUUUACCCGACCGGAGAACCCCUUCCUGGCCUCCUUCCCCGGACGAGGAUCCCGGUUUGCCCCCCUUUCCUCUGGAAGGGACUGUCCCCAGGCCUUUGGCCCCGGGGAACCUUCCAUCUCCAGCCUUGUCCCUAGAGGAAGAAGAGGAGGAAGAGACUGAAGACGGAGACGACACGGUGGAGCCGGAGGGACUGCGCAGCGAGGAACACCCGAGUCAGUUUUUCGCGGAGGCACAGCGGCUUCGGGAGCAGAGGUUGUUGCUGGACGAAGAGGUGUCCGUUGCUGGGCGAGUAUACGGGGUGCAUCGGGUAAUCUUGGCUGCGAUUAGCAGCCUCUUCCGAGACAGGCUGCUGGGCGGCAGAGGUCCACAACCGCCCCUCAGCCUCAAUGUGACCGCCAGGGCCUGGGAGGCCGUGCUGACCUUUGCCUAUGAGGGGUUCCUGGGCCCUGCCCCGGGAGGAGAUGUGCUGGUCGUGGCGGAGGCUCUGGGAGCACCGCGGGUGAAGGUCGCAGCCCAGUGGAGAUGCGAAGGGGCUGGAAGUGCCAGGGAAGACGGAAAGCCGCCCAGCCAGGUGGAGGAGCUGAGGGAGAACCUGCGCAAUAUUGAGCUCCUAUACAAAGAGGGUGUCGGGUGUGACCUGGAGCUGGAAGCAGGCGGCUGUCGGCUGCGAGUGCACCGAGCAGCCCUGGCCUGUGGCAGUGAGUUCUUUGGCGCCAUGCUCCUGAGUGGGAUGAGGGAAUCCCAGGGCACAGAGGUGUCUCUGCAUACCAUCUCUGCCCAGGACCUGAGACUCCUCGUCUCUUUCGCCUACUCUGGUGCUGUGCGGGCAAGGUGGCCAGGACUACUGAGAGCUGCCCAAGCUGCUCUGCAGUACCAGAGCUCUUCUUGCCUUGCUCUGUGCCAGAGAGCCUUGGCCCGGGGCCUCAGCCCCGCACGCUGCCUGGCACUGUUCCCCAUAGCUGAAGCCCCUGGAUUAGAGAGGCUCUGGAGCAAAGCCCGUCACUACCUCCUCACCCACCUGCCUGCUGUGGCUUUGUGCCCCACUUUCCCUUCUUUACCAUCUGCCUGCCUGGCCGAGCUCCUGGAUAGCGAUGAACUACACGUGCAAGAGGAGUUUGAGGCCUUCAUGGCUGCGUGGCGUUGGUUAGCUGCCAACCCCGAGACCCAGGAGUCAGAGGCCAAGGCCCUCCUUCGAUGUGUUCGCUUUGGCCGCAUGUCCACCAGGGAGCUGCGGAGGGUACGGGCAGCUGGGCUGCCUCCAGCCCUGCCCCCUGACUUGCUGCAUCAGCUCCUGGUGGAGGCUGCAGUUCCGGGUCAAGUGAGGCGGAGGGAGCCUGACCAGGCCCUGGUGGUGAUUGGCGGAGAUGGGCUCCAAUCAGACAUGGCCAGAAGACAGCCAUCCCGAGGAGUGUGGUGGGCCCGGGCCUUCUGCUGCGGUACAGGAUUGGUUCGAACUGUGGAGUGGGGACGGCUCCCUGCCCUGCCUGCCCCAGGGCGUUUCCGGCACGGGGCUGCGAGCCUGGCAGGAAGUGAACUCUAUGUGUGUGGGGGGCAGGAUUUCUACAGUCAUGCCAACACCCUGGCUUCAACUCUCAGGUGGGACCCCAGUCAAGAGGACUGGGAGGCGAAGGCGCCUUUGUGCCAGGCUCGGAGCUUUUUUCCCCUGGUGGCCCUGGAUGGACUACUCUAUGCCCUGGGCGGCCGGAACGGUGAUGUUGCUCUCGACUCUGUGGAGGCAUAUAACCCCGAGCUCAAUGUCUGGAGGCCAGCUCCUGCCCUUCCAGCACCGUGCUUUGCCCACGCAGCUGCUGUUUUGGAGGGCCGACUGUAUGUGAGCGGUGGCUGCAGCAGUGCUGGCCAAUACCUGUCCUCCUUGCUGCACUAUGACCCCAAGCUGGAGAAGCCAGGGACACUUCUGAGCCCUAUGGGCAUACCUCGGGCUGGCCAUGUCAUGGCCGCUCUGGGGGGCCGGCUCUAUGUAGCAGGUGGGCUAGGCAAGACGGGGGACCUACUGAGCUUUGAGGCAUAUGAGCCAAGGACUGAUAGCUGGACUCAUCUGGCACCUUUGCCCUCCCCCCAUGUGGGGGCUGCAGGUGCAGCUCUGCAGGGGGAGCUCCUGGUGCUGGGGGGCUAUAGCCACCGUACUUAUGCCCUCUCCCACCUUAUCCAUGCUUACUGUCCUGGCCUGGGCCGCUGGCUCUGCCUGGGAACUCUGCCGAAGCCUCGGGCUGAGAUGCCGGCCUGCAUCCUGGAGCUGCCCACUGUGCAGCACAUAGCUUUGGUUCCCACGCGGCACCAAACCAAACCUGCUGGGUGAGUGGGGAGCAGCAGGGGCUGAGGGGGUGGAGGAAGGGAUCAGAAAUAUCAUGAGAGAAGGACACAGAUGAUGGGGGGAGAAGGAGAAGGCUUUAUUCACGAUAGCAUUUUAUUCUAGCACAAUGUUUCAUAACUCACAAACUGCUUUUGUAUAUAUGAUCUCUGUUGAGCAAAAGGUAGCUCCAGAACUCCUGGAAAAAGGGGGAGGCAGCUGAAUGCCUGGAUAAGGUGAGGAGGCCCAGGAGCAGCUCUACAAGGUUUAGGGACCCUGACACAAUUGUUGGUGGGGCAAGCGUAUCUAGUGGGGAAGACAGUUAAGAAGUUCCAGUAGUCAGUGUGUAGGGGCCACGAGAGGACAGUCAGCAAAAUGCUGAUUCUGACCCAUGGAUCAAAAUGAAAAAUGUGGAAAGGCCACCCCUGAAAGAGUAUGAGGAGUGUGGGGAAAAGGACUAUAAUUGUCAUGCUCUUCCCUUUUUUAGGACUUGCUCCUUUCUACUCUCCAAUCCCCGGGACACCUAAACCCUCUUGGCAAUAUUCUUUCUCAGGUAACUUGCAGGUUCAGUCCAACGUUUCCUCAGCCCACACACUUCAGGCUGCCCCUAACAGCCUCUUGGCAACCUGGUGCUGCAAAGGAGCCUGAGUUGCCCAGGAGAUGAGGCGGGAAUGCUGCGUGUGGGGAAGAAGGGGAGGCCCAGGCAAAGGAGCCAGGUGUCUAUAGUGGGAAAGGGAUGGAAUGAGGUUUGAGGGGUGGGAUGGAAAAAGCCAGAAGGCUGACUGGCUUCUUUCCUUCCUUUGAGGUGAGUUCAGGGAUCAGGAGUGACAACAGGACAGUUGUGGUAUGAGGUCCUAAGUUGUGAGAGGAGGUGGAAGAGAGGAAAAGUGAGAGACAAAGAGGACUCAGAAAAGUGGUUUUCCCCCUUUCUUUCUCUUUCCUCUUGAGUUUUUAAGAUUCAUUUCCCUUUUUUUGGCCAGGCAAAGUUAAGUCAGAUGCUUUCUUUCUCCCUUCCUCUACCGUGCUCUUUCUUCCUUUCUUUUUCCUUUCCUUUUUUCUUGUCUUUCCUUUUCUUCCUUC
Messenger RNA from Mustela erminea (ermine), 3655 nucleotides. RefSeq names its product kelch like family member 33 (gene KLHL33). Bases 185 to 2584 code for a protein of 799 amino acids. Lineage: Eukaryota; Metazoa; Chordata; Mammalia; Carnivora; Mustelidae. The transcript is spliced from 5 exons. The record is from RefSeq and is a predicted model, not a curated record. Gene Ontology annotation, molecular function: protein binding.